GAUAUACUCAGGUCACCAUUUGAUAUACUCAGGUCACCAUUUGGUAUACUCAGGUCACCAUUUGACCAACACAGUAGAUCGCAAUUCCUUAUUUUCUAUUUUGCAUGUUCUCUUUAACCCACUAGGUUGAUGUACUAAACAAUAAUCAAUCAUUACAUUUAGUCAUGUGUAAUGGAUAUAGGCCUGCCCAAAAUCUUCAUUUGAUAUAUUCAACAGAAGAUGAAUUUGAAACUCACUUAUUCAUUAGCAACUGUAACAAUAUUAUGUUAUACAAUUCGUUACCUCAUUGUGGAUCAUAAUGAGGCCAGAAAGUUAAUCAUAGAUCAAAGCAAGGUCACAAAUUUCAUGCUCCAGUUAUACAUUAUCUAAUUCUAUAUUUGUAUAUUUUCAGGCCAAGGUGUGUAAGGUAUGGGUUAUGAUAUUAAAAGGUUUCUAGUACCUGUAAAUGAAGGAUUAUUUUGUGGUAUAUGUAGGGGUGUUUUAGAGGACCCAGUACAGGCACCGUGUGAGCAUGCCUUCUGUAGAGUAUGUAUUUAUGAAUGGUUAUUAACAGAACAUACAUGUCCAGAGGAUCGACAGGUUUUACUACUUCAUGAUCUUAAACCAUUAUUUCGUUAUAUGAAAAAUGAUUUAAACAAACUAAAAAUAAAGUGUCGUAAUUCGUUAAAAGGAUGCAAUUAUUCGUGCAAUUUAGAAUUUAUUAGUGCUCAUACACGCGAGUGUAAAUUUGAAAUAAUGACUUGUCCAAAUAUGGAAUGUUCCGAUUCUAUUCUAAAAAUGGAUUUACAUGAUCAUUUAAAGGAAUGUCGAGAUAAAAGUAAAAUGUGUGCUAAAGGAUGUGGUAUAGCUGUAUCUAAUAUGGACGAUCGAGAACAUAAUUGUAUACAAGAACUGCGUUCGGCUAUUGAAAUAUUAAGAUCUGAAAUGGUGCUACAAAUAGAAAAUCAAAAGAAAGAAAUGGAGAAUAGACUUGCUAUACAGAGAGAGUAUAUGGUUAAAAGAGAAUCUGCAAUGCAAGCAGAAAUCACAGAUCUGAGAAAUGAGAUAUCGCGAAUCUCACAAAAACUAAAACUGUUACUAGAUCUGGAGGAACGACGGAAAGCAGAUUUUGAUAAAAUGGAAAAUGAGCGAAAGGAAUUGUUUGAAAUGUUGAAAAAUCUGCAGAGACAACAAAGAGCUUUGAACAAUUGCCCGAAUUGCCAACCUACAAAUAAUGGGAAAGUAACAACAAUAUGAACCAGAGUGUCAAAACAUAGUGAUGAUGGUAUUAUUUUGUUGUUGACGAUUUAAGUAAAACAGACACUGCUAUAUUAUGAUUUGUCUCAUAUAAUUAUAUCCCAAAAACUUUAAGCUGUUAAAUAAAUGCAUCAAAUUCAAUCGAUGUACAUAGGCUUCGUACGUAAUAAGUCAAGGUAAAUUUGAUCUUUUGAUCAGGGUUUGCUCAUAGCAAAGUUGGGCGAAGAUCGAGAGUUUGUAACUAGUCCACUUCACACCUUCGGUUGUUGUCAUCGCAGUCUACCAACAGAUGUGUUUUACAAUGUGCAGAAAGUAGUCUACAAUUUUAAUUCUUACAAUGUUUUUGCUUGGUUUAUAUUUAUUAAAUAAACAAUCGGUAAAUAUGACAUAGAUGGCAAAAAUAAUUUAGUCUUAACUGCUAUAAAGCCUAAAUCUUGAAGGUUAAAGCAUUCUAUACUUGUCUUGCAGAAUAUGUGAUUUGAAAUCCGUUUUUAUGAUGUCUAAUAUUUACGGGUAUUACCAGUGUUCUUAUUCAGUGUUCAGGAAUGAUCGUCCUAAAUAGCAUUACUUAAGCAAUAUUGUCUCAUAUUACAUGUAAAUGUAGUGAAACCUUUGAUUGUGUAAACUCUGUAAUAUAUCUCUUAUUAAAACCAUAAACAUGAAUCAAUAUUAUAAUGUUUUUAUUUUUUAUAAUCAUAUCCUUACAACCCCGGAAUAUCCUCUCCUAGCAAAUGAUUAACAUUUUCUUUCAUUACCCCCUACCCCUCACCCCUUCCACUAUUGUGAACCAUUAUGACACAUACCCAUUAAAAAUACUAUCCUG
Molecule: messenger RNA, 2059 nt
Organism: Lottia gigantea (owl limpet)
Lineage: Eukaryota; Metazoa; Mollusca; Gastropoda; Lottiidae
Exons: 1
Coding region: 409-1236 (275 amino acids)
Molecular function (GO): zinc ion binding
Source: RefSeq, a predicted model, not a curated record